This is a messenger RNA of Salmo salar (Atlantic salmon), 5867 nucleotides long. NCBI's taxonomy places the organism in Eukaryota, Metazoa, Chordata, Actinopteri, Salmoniformes, Salmonidae. The record is from RefSeq and is a predicted model, not a curated record.
UUAAAAUCAUUAAACAUGAACAAGAACUUUGGGCGGUCGGACGGACGGACGGAGAGGAUGUAGUUGAAUGUUUUUAUAGCUCAACAUUGACAAAAAUGCUCAUUUGAAGCCGAAUUGAUUCUUGUAUAGCUGAAUGAUAGGCUUUGGUGGCGUGCAUAUGUGGAAAAAACGUUUGAGACACUGACAGCAUUGCAUAGACAGCCAGCGGGGAAGAAUGGCUGGAAGUGUUGUGUUAACGUUGGCUGUUAACUAGCUAGCGUUAGCACUAGCCAACCGACUAGCUAGCGUUAGCACUAGCCAACUGACUAGCUAGCGUUAACACUAGCCAACUGACUAGCUAGCGUUAGCACUAGCCAACUGACCAGCUAAACCGUCACAUUCACUGCGCAUGAACUCAUUGCGUUGGGAUUUAUUAGGACUGGAAAUAUAGCUUGCUAGCCGCUUACAUUAUUACAGUUGUCUUACAAUAUUUAAUGCGUGGAAACCCUUGAGCAUCACUGGUGCUUUUGUUGUGGAUACAGGAAGAACUUUCCAAUCCACACGACCAUCGCGUCAAACCCGUAGUUCACGAACAUGAUCAAAUUCAUAUGCCGUAUCAAUGCAUGAAAUCAAGAUGAACAGGAAGAAGGACAAGGGAUUUGAGAGCCCGCGGCCUUUUAAAUUGACUCACCAGGUUGUCUGCAUCAACAACAUCAACUUCCAAAGAAAGUCUGUGAUUGGCUUUGUGGAGCUGACCAUCUUCCCAACUGUGGUCAACCUGAACCGGAUCAAACUCAACAGCAAGCAGUGCAGGAUCUACAGGGUUAGAGUCAACGACCUAGAAGCACCAUUCAUUUACAAUGACCCUACUCUAGAGGUCUGCCACCACGAGUCCAAGCAGAGGAACCUGAACUAUUUCUCCAGUGCCUACACAGCAGCAGUCAGUGCUGUGGACCCUGAUGCAGGACACGGCGAGCUGGUCAUCAAAGUCCCCUCGGAGCUGUGGAAGCAAGGAGACGAGAUGAAUGUGCUGAAGGUGUACAUAGAGUUCUCUCUGGACCAGCCUAAAGGAGGCCUUCACUUUGUGGUGCCUGACGUAGAGGGGAGCAUGGCUGAGAGAGGAGCACACGUCUUCUCCUUCGGAUACCAGAACUCCACAAGGUUCUGGUUCCCCUGUGUGGACUCGUACUCUGAGCUGUGCACCUGGAAGCUGGAGUUCACAGUGGAUGCCUCUAUGGUGGCUGUGUCCUGUGGGGACUUGGUAGAGACUGUCUACACCCAUGACAUGAGGAAGAAGACCUUCCACUACGUCCUCCCCAUCCCCACCGCCGCCUCCAACAUCUCACUGUCUGUCGGGCCCUUUGAGAUCCUGGUUGACCCCUACAUGCAUGAGGUGACCCACUUCUGUUUGCCCCAGCUCCUGCCCCUGUUGAAACACUCCAUGUCCUACCUGCAUGAGAUCUUUGAGUUCUACGAGGAGAUCCUGACCUGUCGAUAUCCUUACUCCUGCUUCAAGACUGUGUUUGUGGACGAGGCCUACGUCCAGGUGUCUUCCUACGCGUCGAUGAGCAUCUUCAGUACUAAUCUGCUCCACAGUGCCAUGAUCAUAGACCAGACCCCCCUGACCAGACAGUGUUUAGCUCAGGCCCUGGCCCAGCAGUUCUUUGGCUGCUUCAUCUCCAGGAUGUCCUGGGCUGAUGAGUGGGUGCUGAAGGGGAUCUCUGGCUACAUCUAUGGUCUGUACCUGAAGAAGACCUUUGGAGUGAACCAGUACCGCCACUGGAUCAAAGAGGAACUGGACAAGAUGGUGGAGUAUGAGCUGAAGAUGGGAGGAGUUCUCUUACACCCGACCUUCGGUGGAGGCAAAGACAAGGACAACCCUACCCCUCACCUCCACUUCUCCAUCAAGCACCCUCACACCCUGUCCUGGAAGUACUACAAGAUGUUCCAGUGUAAAGCCCACCUGGUAAUGAGGCUCAUUGAGAACAGGAUCAGCAUGGAGUUCAUGCUGCAGGUGUUCAACAAGUUACUAAGCCUGGCCAGUACAGCGUCCUCACAGAAGUACCAGUCACAUAUGUGGAGUCAGAUGCUGGUAUCCACCCACAGCUUCCUCAAGUCCAUCUCCAACGUGUCGGGGAAGGACAUAGGACCCCUCAUCAAGCAGUGGGUAGACCAGAGUGCGGUGGUGAAGUUCUUUGGCAGUUUUGCCUUCAACAGGAAACGGAACGUUCUAGAACUGGAGAUCCGACAGGACUACACCUCCUCUGGAACACAGAAAUAUGUGGGACCCAUCAAGGUGACAGUACAGGAGCUGGAUGGAUCCUUCAACCACACGCUACAGAUCGAAGAGAACAGCCUGAAGCACGACAUCCCCUGCCACUCCAAGAGCAGACGAAACAAGAAGAAGAAGAUCCCUUUGAUGAACGGGGAGGAGGUUGACAUGGACCUGUCUGCUAUGGAUGCGGAUUCUCCUUUGCUGUGGAUCCGGAUCGAUCCAGACAUGUCUAUCCUGCGUAAGGUGGAGUUUGAGCAGGCAGACUUCAUGUGGCAGUACCAGCUCAGGUACGAACGGGACGUAGUGGCCCAGGAGGAGUCUAUUUUAGCCCUGGAGAAGUUCCCCACGCCGGCCUCCCGUCUGGCCCUCACUGACAUCCUAGAACAGGACCAGUGUUUCUACAAGGUCCGCCAGGGGGCCUGCUUCUGCCUCGCCAAGAUAGCCAACUCCAUGAUGAGCACCUGGACCGGUCCUCCAGCCAUGAAGUCUCUGUUCACCAGGAUGUUCUGCUGUAAGAGCUGUCCAAACAUCGUCAAGACCAACACCUUCAUCAGCUUCCAGAGCUACUUCCUACAGAAGACCAUGCCUGUAGCCAUGGCUCAGCUCAGAGACAUCCAGAACCUCUGUCCCAAAGACGUCCUCAACUUCAUCCUGGACCUCAUCAAGUACAACGACAACAGGAAGAACAAGUUCUCUGACAACUACUACCGUGCCGAGCUGAUUGAUGCCCUCACCAACUCCCUGACCCCGGCCAUCAGCAUCAGUAACGAGGUGCGCACCGUGGACAACCUCAACGGAGACGUACGCCUCAUCCUGGAGGAGAUCACACGGUCUCUUAACAUGGAGAAACUACUGCCCAGCUACCGCAACACCAUCACUGUCAGUUGUCUCAGAGCUAUCCGGAUGCUUCAGAAGAAUGGUCAUAUUCCCAGUGACCCCUCUCUGUUUAAAUCCUAUGCAGAAUAUGGACACUUUGUGGAUGUGCGUGUCGCAGCACUGGAAGCUGUGGUGGACUACACAAGAGUUGACAGGAGCUCCGUGGAACUGCAGUGGCUGCUCAACAUGGUCCAGAAUGAUCCGGCUCAUUACAUCAGACACAAGAUUUUAAGCAUGCUGGGUAAAAACCCUCCCUUCACCAAAGCAGCCGAGUCUCCUCUCUGCAACGAGGCUCUGGUCGACCAGCUGUGGAAACUCAUGAACUCAGGUACGUCUCAUGACUGGCGUUUACGGUGUGACGCGGUGAAUCUGUACUACACUCUGUUUGGUCUGACUCGUCCCUCCUGCCUGCCCCUGCCCGAGCUGGGCCUGGUACUCAACCUCAAGGAGAAGAAGGCUGUCCUCAACCCCACUAUCAAGCCUGAACAGGGACCAGACACCACAGAGAUGACUGGCAACACCAUGGGCGUUCAUAUCCCUGUCAUGGGCUUCACUAGCAGUCUGGAUGAGGGCCUGAUCACCAUGGAGACAGUGUCCAGCGUGUCUAUGUCCAGUGGUGUGGCCCCGCCCCCUCAGGGUCUGAAGAGGAAGUUGGACAGUGUAGUUGGUCCGCUGGGCUCGUCCCCACCGGAGCCAGGCCAGGUACUGCAGGAAGAGGACACCAGUAAAAAAUUCAAGAUCAGAUUCAACACCAUGGAGGAAGAUGAGAUUGACAUGGAGAGUCCCCAUGACAGCCAGGCGUUCAUCCACCACCACCUCAACAUCCUGGAGAGGCCAUCCACACCAGGUAAGGAACCUCCAGCCGUGGACCAGGCCGUCCUCUCCCUGCCUGUCACCCCCUUACCUUCUUCCUUCAGCAAAGAGUCCACCUCUUCCUCCAAACACAGCGGUGACCACCACCAUCACCACCACCACCACGAGCACAAGAAGAAGAAGAAGAAGAAGCACAAACAUAAACACAAACACAAACAUGAGAGUAAAGACAAGGAGAGGGACUCCCAUGCCUUCAGUAACAGCCCUGCUAGUGGACGCUCCGUGAGGUCUCCAUCCAUGUCUGACUAGAACACAGCUCUGUCUCCUGGUUGGUCCUUCAGUAACAGCCCUGCUAGUGGACGCUCCGUGAGGUCUCCAUCCAUGUCUGACUAGAACACAGCUCUGUCUCCUGGUUGGUCCUUCAGUAACAGCCCUGCUAGUGGACGCUCCGUGAGGUCUCCAUCCAUGUCUGACUAGAACACAGCUCUGUCUCCUGGUUGGUCCUUCAGUAACAGCCCUGCUAGUGGACGCUCCGUGAGGUCUCCAUCCAUGUCUGACUAGAACACAGCUCUGUCUCCUGGUUGGUCCUUCAGUAACAGCCCUGCUAGUGGACGCUCCGUGAGGUCUCCAUCCAUGUCUGACUAGAACACAGCUCUGUCUCCUGGUUGGUCCUUCAGUAACAGCCCUGCUAGUGGACGCUCCGUGAGGUCUCCAUCCAUGUCUGACUAGAACACAGCGCUGCCGCCUGGUUGGUCCAGAGCUAUGAAACACAAUAUUAUCUGCAAGAGAGACUGAGCUGUGAAACAUCACCCUCAAGACUAGACUCCAACUGUCAGUGGUUCAACUCCUCUGAAUAGACCUUACUGGUUUGCUACAUGUCAACUAGCCUGGAAUCCAUACUAAAUAUGUUUCACUGUUUAAAUCGGAGCUAUGUUUAGUUUGGAUUUGGAAAGUGGAGCCAUAUUCAGUGUGGAUUCCCGGCUGGCCUUGCAGUCAAUGUGGGGGGGGGAGUGUAGCCUAACCGACAUUCUGUGACGUCUUCAUUAACCACACUGAGAGGCAGACCUGUGUGCCUCUCCAGAAGGGAGCCCUUUGGUUUUAAAAGCAUCCCAGUCUCCAAUCACCUUAACCACACUCAGACACACCCACCACACACACACUUCUGGCUGUGCCUGUCUGUCUCCUACCAUCAUCAACAACAUGUUCAGUUAGUGGCUGUCCUCACAAGUCUUUCCCUGUGUUUUAUUAUGUUGCCCUGGACACAGGGAAUUACAGGUUUACUUUAACCCUGCAAUUAAACUAAGAGGGGAAAUUACACUCUCAUUCAGAGAUCCGAUCAAUUCAAAGGUGGUAGAAUCAAGAAUGAGAUGUUUCUAAACGUUUAGGAUGUAGAAUUUAUAGCAAAAUAAAAAUUAUAAUAUAAAUAAUUAGGCUGACCUGCAGUAGACCAUGACUGUUUUGCGUUCUAAACCGCACCCUAUUCGUUAUAUAGUACACUCUGUUUGACCAGGGCCCAUACGGCUCUGGUGAAAAGUAGUGCAUUUUAUUGGGAAUAGGGUGCCAUUUUGGAUGUAGCAUGACUAAUAGCCUAAUUGCUGCCCUGUAUGACAUGACCAUAGUGAAGAGUCAUUGGGUUGUUCUAUACCAGUUUCUACCCAUGCAUGUUUUAACUGUUUGUUUUUACUGUUAAGUCAUUAGAUUGUGUUCUCCUUGUCCCUCACCCAAUCAGUAACUAGAUUGUGGGUGGUCUCCUUGUCCCUGACCCAAUCGGUAACUAGAUUGUGUUCUCCUUGUCCCUGACCCAAUCAGUAACUGUUCUUUAUAUUCAUUAUGUACUGUAGUUGUGUUGGAACCUUUUCUUCUAGGUAGGACAGGACUACAUUAUCAUGAAGAUGUUGGAAAAUAAAGCUUCUGAUGUCAAGAA